AUGUUGAAGGGUAUGGUUAGCUUAGUGACGGGAGGAGCUUCAGGCCUUGGUAGAGCUACAGUAGAGAGACUUGUUAAGAAUGGCGGCAAGGUAGUAAUUUUUGAUAUUCAAAAAACAAGAGCUCAGAAAGUUGCUGAAGAACUUGGAGACGAUGUUGUUGUGACGAACGGUUGUGUAACAUCAGAAGAAGAUGUCAAGAAAGCACUAAAAGUAGUAUCAGACAAGUAUGGUCGCCUGGACACGUUAGUCAAUUGUGCAGGACAGUCCACAGCAUACCAAAUAUACAAUUUCCAGAAAGAUAUGGCAUGUCAGCUAGAGCAUUUUAGUCGACUCGUAAAUGUAAACACAGUAGGUACAUUCAACGUCAUACGAUUAUCAGCUGGUCUAAUAGGCAAGAAUGCACCCGAUAAGAAUGGUCAAAGAGGAGUCAUAGUUAAUACAGCUUCAACAAUUGCUUACGAAGGAGACAUAGGACAAGCAGCAUAUGCAGCUUCGACAGCAGCUAUAAUUGGCAUGACAUUACCCUUAGCGAGGGAUUUAUCAUCACAGGGCAUCCGGGUGAUGACCAUUGCCCCAGGUGUAUUCGACACUCCUCUAGUCCAAUACCUACCACAGAAGAUGCUUGACUUUCUAAAGCGAAUGACACCAUUUCCUUCAAGGCUCGGCAAACCAGACGAAUUUGCUCACUUAGUGACCAGUAUAGUGGAAAACCCAAUGUUGAACGGAGAAGUGAUAAGAUUAGAUGGUGCGCAAAGAUGGUUCCCCUUGUAG
Messenger RNA from Arctia plantaginis, 771 nucleotides. The record is from the annotation of a GenBank genome assembly. Lineage: Eukaryota; Metazoa; Arthropoda; Insecta; Lepidoptera; Erebidae.